CCAUGCCUCCCGCACCGCUCCAAACAACUACCACAUCCCCAACACAAUCUACGACGCCAACACCGGCCCCAAGGGCGUCAUCGCCGACGCUCAAGCCUUCGAACGAGCCCGCAAGUCCUCCUUCCGCAAAACCUUCCUCUCAGCAGCUGGUUUCAACUCCAAUCCCUCAUCCUCGCACAACGACCUCCUCCAACAUCCUGCUGCGCAGGGUGAGAACAGUUCAGCGAGUGAAGACGACGAUGACUUCAUGCGGAAGUGGCGCGCGUCGCGCAUGCACGAGUUACAGACCCAGAGCAAUGGCGCGACCAGGCGUGUGAGUCCUAGGAGGCGGAUGUACGGAUAUGUCGAGGACGUUGAUGCCGGCGGGUACCUGGAUGCGAUUGAGAAGGUUCCGGCGAAUACAGUGGUGGUGGUUUGUAUUUAUGAUCCUGAGUCCAAUUCCAGCGCAAUAGUCGAAGACACGCUCGUUACUGUCGCCGAGAAAAACCCCCAAACCCGCUUCGUCAAACUCCACCAUGAAAUCGCAGAAAUGGACCAUAUCCAGGCGCCGGCGCUACUGGCUUACCGCGAUGCGGAGGUCUUUGCGACGAUAGUCGACAUUGCUCGGCAGAUCCCGAGAGGAAGAAGUGUCACAGCCGAGAGUUUGGAGGAUUUGCUGAAGAUGAAUCGUGUGCUGUAA
Molecule: messenger RNA, 679 nt
Organism: Aspergillus sclerotialis
Lineage: Eukaryota; Fungi; Ascomycota; Eurotiomycetes; Eurotiales; Aspergillaceae
Source: the annotation of a GenBank genome assembly